Notodromas monacha is the source of this 1276-nucleotide messenger RNA. The record is from the annotation of a GenBank genome assembly. NCBI's taxonomy places the organism in Eukaryota, Metazoa, Arthropoda, Ostracoda, Podocopida, Cyprididae.
AUGCAAAUGAUUUUCAGUGCCGCGAUUCGUCGUCUUCUAUGGAACAAUAUCAUUGCUGCCGCGAUAAUUGCCAUGGCUGUCGCUGACCACCACCGACCGCCGUACGGCAGGACCUACGAGACCCCAGCGUACCACCAGCCGCAGGCGUAUACGCCAGCGUACCACCAGCCACCGGCGUACGGCAGUUACGAGCAGCCUCAUGCAUACAAAGCCAAGCCGUACAAGGAGAUCCCAGAGUGCUCCAAGAACUCGACUGGGCCCUAUUGUCUCAGCGAUGCCGAGUAUCCCUUGUAUGAAAUCCAAGACGCCAUCAAGACGCACAAGUACGGUUUCCUCGAGUUGUACGCAGAUGUCGCUGACCUCAACACCAAGAACUCCGUCGACCGCCUCAACGAGCUCGUGCAGGAAACCUACUUGUGCCCCUCCGAAACCAUCUACGCUCGCCCGCUCCGCUCCAUCAACUCCGACGGCAAAUGGCGCAUCAUCGUCAACAACGUCAAGGUCGACUACGACGAUUUCACGCAAACCGUGCGUCUGGAAACGUGCCAAACUGCUGGCAAGAAGUGCCCUCUGGUGCCGGACUGCUACGACACCAAGUGUGUCCAGAAACACGUGCACCACAGGUUCCUGGUCUUUGACGCGUACGAUCACUACUUCCCAUUCGCCAUCGAGAGCUUCAGGCUUCCAGCCAGCUGCGCUUGUUUCACCGAAGCCUUCGACAUCGAGCACUGAUGCGUUUCAGUUUCCUUUGCUGGAAUCUCGGUACGUAUAUAGGGAAUCUCGGAGCAAAAGAAAGAUUCCAACAAUAUGUGUCAAAAAAAGUAUUUUCCUCCUCGACUGAUUUUCAACCCCGCCUAACUGAGGCAUCUAUCGUCUAAACUCUUUUCGAAACAACGAAACCGACUGUGAUAUGGCAAGUGUUCGAAGGAAGCGACUGUUCGACCAAGAGGAAUUGAUACCAACAUCAUCAAUUUUCUAAAUUGGCAGAAAAAUAUACCCCUUAUAUGCCCCCAUUUAUUUUCUGACUUCGAAGUGACCUCGCGUCUGGAGAAUUCCAGAUUUUGUGUGGAGUUACCAUCUAUUUAUGGCUACUCAUUUUUUAUGUUUUCAUACAUUUUGCUGGUAUGCACAGCAUCUCGCGCCACUCUUCUAUUUUAUCAUGCUGCUGUACAGCACUUGAACAUAUUUUGACUUCUACAUAUUGAUUUGCAUUGUAUUUGUGAACCAUAGAACAAAAAGAAAAAAAAUGAAAAUAUAUUGAAAUAAAAUGUCCAUC